ACCCACGGCGUCACGCGCAGCUGCCAGCAGCGGCUCUGCUGGGAGAUGUAAUUUUGCCAAUCCUCCGCUGGAGGCAGUGUCGUGUCUCGUCGGGCCCUCAGACUCAGUCGAAAGCCGAGAAGAAGGCGCGCCCUGCCCGCCACUGCACCGCAUCUAUUUCGCUAGUUUUCCAUUCCAUUCAUUGAUGUGUAUUGUGUAGACCUAGAAAAACAUAUCGGACGUAAAGUUUACACCGCUCGCUGCAUUACAUCAUAGUGUCAGCUAAAUAAAAGACGUGGCUAUGUCGUUGGAGUUUAUUUUCUUGAGUUGGGGCUCCACCUGGAGGCGGUCUCGCGCCGUUACAAGAAGCGCCGAAGAAGAAAGGCGAGACGAUGGCGCCUUUUUGCUCAUGAAAAGUCUCCCAGAUAGCGAGCAGCUUCUGGAUGUGACAUUUUACAGGUCUUCCAAGCCUUUUUUUUUGGUCUUGCGUCUUGACGCCGGAAACUCUCUGCGCGGCAUGAGCGAGUUUCGUAUCCAUCACGACGUCAACGAGCUGCUGAGCCUGUUGGACGUGCGAGGAGGCGACGGAGCGGAAGGCUACAUCGACCUUCUGCAGAAGCACCGCGCACCUUACGUCACCACCACGGUCUCCGCCCACGGCGCCAAGGUCAAACUAGCAGAGUUCUCUAAGACGCCGGAAGACUUCCUGAGGAAGUACGAGGAGCUGAAAUCCAAGAAUGUCCGCCAGCUGGACCCGCUGGUCUACCUCCUGUCCCGCCUGUGCGAGGACCCUCAGACUCUGCGGCGCCUGCAGCAGAACGCCAGAGAUCGAUCCGAAGCCGGGGCGCCGCCGGCGGCGCCGAGCGCCACGGCCACCGGCGCUACUGUGAUGUCCAUGCGGGAGCUGGACGAGCUGCGUAAGAAGAUCGGCAACGCCACGGCCUUGUCCAGCGCCCCUCUGUCGACGGAGGUGACGCGUAAGAUGCUGCGCGACAAACACAACAAGAAGAACCCGGCUCAGCUCCACCCCGUCUUUCCCGGCUGGGCGUACGAGCGGCCCGCCCUCCUGGGGGACUUCGUCGCCGGCCCCGCCGUCGCCGCCGUCGACUCUGCCGCGGGUGAGCGCCGUCCGACGCGACGCCGGAGCGGAGCCUCCCGUUUUGAGGCCGGAUUUCCGACAGGUUCUCUGGCGCCGGCGGCGCAGGAGCACCUGGUUCUGGAGGACCUGCUUUUCGUUCUGGUGGGCGUGGACGGCCGCGACGUGAUCUCUCAGCCCGUCCUGGGCCGGCAGAACCGCUCCUUCGUGGUGGACGCCGCGCUGGACGCGUCCGUCAAGGAGCUGGUGCACCGCAUCCUUCCCGUGGCGUCCUACUACUCGGCCGUCACGCGUUUUGUGGAGGAGAAGUCGUCCUUCGAGUACGGGCAGGUGAACCACGCGCUGACGGCGGCCAUGCGGACCCUGCUCAAGGAGUACCUGAUCCUGGUGGCCCAACUGGAGCACGUGCACCGGCGGGGGCUGCUGUCUCUGCAGAAGCUCUGGUUCUACCUGCAGCCCACCAUGAGGACCAUGGACAUCCUGGCCUCCAUCGCGUCGUCGGUGGACAAGGGCGAGUGUAUGGGCGGGGCCACGCUCAGCCUCCUUCACGACCGCACCUUCAACUUCACGGGCGACGCCCAAGCGCAAGAGGUGUGUCUGUACCUCACCAAGGCCGCCAGCGUGCCCUACUUUGAGAUCCUGGAGAAGUGGAUCUACAGGGGCAUCAUCCGCGAUCCCUACAGCGAGUUCAUGGUGGAGGAGCACGAGUUGCAGAAAGAGAACAUCCAGGAGGAUUACAACGACAAGUACUGGGACCAGAGGUACACCGUGGUUCAGCACCGCAUUCCCUCCUUCCUGCAGAAGAUGGCCGACAAGAUCCUCAACACAGGAAAGUACCUGAACGUGGUGCGCGAGUGCGGCCGUGACGUGACGUGUCCCGACGCCAAGGAGGUGGUGUACACGCUGAAGGAGCGCGCCUACGUGGAGCACAUCGAGAAGGCCUUCAACUACGCCAGCAAGGUGCUUCUGCGCUUCCUGCUGGAUGAGAAGGAGCUGGUGGCGCGCCUCAGGUCCAUCAAGCACUACUUCCUGCUGGACAAAGGCGACUUCUUCGUGCAUUUCAUGGACCUGACGGACGAGGAGCUGAGGAAGCCGGUGGACGACAUCGUCCCGCCCCGGCUGGAGGCUCUGCUGGAGCUGGCGCUGCGCAUGAGCACGGCCAACACCGACCCCUUCAAGGACGACCUCAAGAUCGACCUGAUGCCCAACGACGUGAUCACCCAGCUGCUUCGGGUGCUGGCCAUCGAAACCAAGCAGGAGAAAAGCGUGGCCCAGGCCGAGCCCGGCGACGCCGCCCUCAGCGGCUUGGAGGCCUUCUCCUUCGACUACGUGGUCAAAUGGCCCCUGUCGCUCAUCAUCAGCAGGAAAGCCUUGACCAGGUACCAGAUGUUGUUCCGCCACAUGUUCUACUGCAAACACGUGGAGCGGCUGCUAUGCAACGUGUGGAUCAGCAACAAGCACGCCAACCGUCACUGGUCGCACGCCGCCAAAUGGUUCGCGGCGGCGUUUGCGCUGCGUCAGCGCAUGUUGAACUUUGUGCAGAACAUCCAGUACUACAUGAUGUUUGAGGUCAUCGAACCCACCUGGCACCUGAUGGAGAACAACCUGAAAACGGCGUCCAACAUCGACGACGUGCUGUGGCACCACACCGGCUUCCUGGACAACUGCCUGAAGGACUGCAUGCUGACCAACCCGGAGCUCCUGCGCAUCUUCUCCAAGCUGAUGUCGCUGUGCGUCAUGUUCACGGGUCGCAUGCAGCGUUUCGCUCAGAACCUCAGGCUGGAGCGACUCUCCCCGGAAGAGGGCCCGGCCUCCGACGCCGGCUUGGAGGCGUCCAUCGUCAACUUUGACAACAACUUUAGCGUUCUGCUGCUGGACCUUCUGGACAAACUCAGCAUCUUCAGCACCAACAACUGCGAGCACAGCAUGAUCAGCAUCAUCUACAGGCUCGACUUCAACGGCUUCUACGCCGAGCGCUUGGAGAAGAUGGCGGUGGAGAGAAGCCACAGAGCGACCACGUAGAACCCCGGAAAAAAUCUACUCACAAACGGCAUCCAUUUCUUUUAUUCCGCCUUGAAAAACAAUCCGUUAAAUUAAAAGGAUUUUUCUGCCA
Messenger RNA from Corythoichthys intestinalis (scribbled pipefish), 3188 nucleotides. It is a transcript of the gene tubgcp2, whose product is annotated as tubulin gamma complex component 2. The record is from RefSeq and is a predicted model, not a curated record. The transcript is spliced from 15 exons. Gene Ontology annotation, cellular component: gamma-tubulin complex; spindle pole; equatorial microtubule organizing center. Gene Ontology annotation, molecular function: gamma-tubulin binding; microtubule minus-end binding. NCBI's taxonomy places the organism in Eukaryota, Metazoa, Chordata, Actinopteri, Syngnathiformes, Syngnathidae. Gene Ontology annotation, biological process: microtubule nucleation; mitotic cell cycle; spindle assembly. Bases 281 to 3097 code for a protein of 938 amino acids.